UUAAGGCUUUAAAUUACAGAUAAUUCAGUUUUAGAAUUUGAGGGACAACCAAUAAUAAGCAUUUUAUGUUUCGAUGCAAUUCUUGUAAUUGCAAUAUCUUUCUUCAGUUCUUACACAACUGCAGUUAGCACUUUGGAUUAUCUAUGGCGACUCAGCCACCAACUUAUUACAACUUCAAUUCCCGUAACACCAACAUCGAAGAAAAAAUAGACAUGCAAAAGACACUUGACGAUUGGCUUCCAAUCACUUCUUCGAGAAAUGCAAAAUGGUGGUAUUCAGCUUUUCAUAAUGUCACAGCCAUGGUUGGUGCUGGUGUACUUAGCUUACCAUAUGCCAUGUCAAAGCUUGGAUGGGGACCCGGUGUGACUGUGCUAAUCUUGUCAUGGAUCAUCACUUUGUAUACGUUAUGGCAAAUGGUUGAGAUGCAUGAAAUGGUUCCGGGUAGACGUUUUGAUAGAUACCAUGAAUUGGGUCAAUAUGCAUUUGGUGAAAAGCUUGGGCUUUAUAUUGUGGUGCCUCAACAACUUGUGGUUGAAAUUGGUGUAAACAUUGUAUAUAUGAUCACUGGAGGAAAAUCAUUGCAAAAGUUCCACAAAACUGUGUGUUCAUCAAGUUGCAAACAUAUCAAAUUGACCUUUUUCAUUAUGAUAUUUGCCUCAGUUCACUUUGUACUUUCUCAUCUCCCUACCUUCAAUUCAAUUACUCUAGUUUCACUAGCAGCAGCAAUCAUGUCCCUCAGUUACUCUACCAUUGCAUGGGGUGCUUCUAUCCAUAAUGGUGUAAUAGAAGAUGUGCAAUAUGGGUACAAAUCUAAGAGUAAAGCAGGAACAACAUUUAAUUUCCUAAGUGCCCUUGGCGAUGUGGCAUUUGCCUAUGCUGGACACAAUGUGGUGAUGGAAAUCCAAGCAACUAUUCCAUCAACGCCGGACAAGCCAUCAAAGGCUCCAAUGUGGAAAGGAGUGAUUGUUGCGUACAUUGUUGUUGCUUUCUGCUACUUUCCGGUCGCUCUCAUCGGCUAUUGGAUUUUCGGAAAUUCUGUUGAGGACGACAUUUUCUUCUCUCUACACAAACCAAACUGGCUUAUUGCAAUGGCCAACAUGUUUGUUGUUAUCCAUGUCAUCGGAAGCUAUCAGGUGUAUGCAAUGCCAGUAUUUGACAUGAUUGAAACUUUAAUGGUAAAGAAAUUCAAUUUUCAACCUAGUACAAUGCUUCGUUUCGUAGUACGCAAUGUUUAUGUGGCAUUCACAAUGUUCGUUGCUAUUACCAUACCAUUUUUUGAUGGCCUAUUAGCAUUCUUCGGAGGGUUUGCUUUUGCUCCAACAACGUACUUUCUCCCUUGUAUCAUGUGGCUUGCAAUCUACAAACCUAAAAGAUUCAGCUUGUCAUGGUUUACUAAUUGGAUUUGCAUUGUGCUUGGCGUAGCAUUAAUGAUUUUAUCCCCUAUUGGAGGUUUGAGGUCAAUCAUAAUCAAAGCAAAGACCUACAAGUUUUACUCUUGAACUCAUUCCACCACUUAAUUAAUAAUGUGAAGGUGCGACAUGCAUGCAAGUACAUACCCAGAAGAAAAAGGACAAGAAAUUAAAAUGCCUAGUUUGACUCUCAAUUUUAAUUGAUGUUGUCAAAGUGUGAUCUUUUUAGACAUCUCUUUUCUACUUGAUCUCGAGUGCGACUAAACUUACAAAAAAUUAAAUGAAUUUCAUACCUAUUUGAAUUGUGGUUUA
Messenger RNA from Arachis duranensis, 1721 nucleotides. RefSeq names its product lysine histidine transporter 1-like. The coding region runs from base 144 to 1499 and encodes 451 amino acids. The transcript is spliced from 8 exons. NCBI's taxonomy places the organism in Eukaryota, Viridiplantae, Streptophyta, Magnoliopsida, Fabales, Fabaceae. The record is from RefSeq and is a predicted model, not a curated record. Gene Ontology annotation, cellular component: plasma membrane.